CACGCAGCACAUUCCCACUUCAUAUUCUAAUAAAGUCUCUCUCUCUCUAGGUACUAAAAAUAAAAGAAUCGCACUUUUUCUCACCAUAUAAAACAGGAGGGAAGGCUCUCCAACCAAUUUCAAAGUCUCCAUCCCCAACUUCUGCUUAAUUUUCAAGCUGUCCUUUUGCCCUUUCAAAACCCAGUAACUGCUCCCUCUUUUCAUCCAUCUUUACUACUCGCUCGUGUAGCCCCGGCGAUUGCCCUUUCGAUCUAGGGUUUCUGUGCCCCUGCGGUUACUAACUAGGGUUUAUCACUCCCCAUGGCGGCGGAGAAGCUUAGGGAUUUGAGUCAGCCUAUUGACGUCGCAUUGCUUGACGCCACUGUCAAUGCUUUCUAUGGAACUGGAUCUAAGGAUGAGAGGGCUGCUGCAGAUCAUAUAUUGCGUGAUCUACAAACUGAACCAGACAUGUGGCUUCAAGUGGUCCACAUCCUAUCCAACACACAGAACUUGAAUACCAAGUUUUUUGCUUUACAGGUACUGGAAGGCGUCAUUAAGUAUAGAUGGAAUGCCUUGCCAAUCGAGCAACGAGAUGGGAUGAAAAACUACAUAUCUGAACUUAUUGUGAAGCUCUCUAGUGAUGAAGGUUCUCUUAGACGGGAAAGAUUAUAUGUGAACAAAUUAAAUGUUAUACUGGUCCAGAUUUUGAAGCAUGAGUGGCCCACUAGAUGGCGAAGCUUCAUUCCGGAUUUAGUUGCAGCAGCAAAGACAAGUGAAACCAUCUGUGAGAACUGCAUGGCUAUAUUAAAGCUUCUGAGUGAGGAGGUGUUUGAUUUCUCAAGAGGUGAACUGACUCAACUGAAGAUCAGAGAGUUAAAAGAGUCAUUAAACAGUGAAUUUCAACUCAUUCAUGAGUUAUGUAUGUACGUGCUCUCAAUAUCUCAGAGAACUGAACUUGUCAGGGCUACUCUUGCUACUUUACAUGCUUUUCUCUCAUGGAUUCCUUUGGGGUAUAUUUUUGAAUCCCCACUGUUGGAAACACUCCUUAAGUUUUUUCCUGUUCCUGCUUACCGCAACCUUACUCUUCAGUGCUUGGCUGAGGUUGCUGCACUGAGUUUCGGGGAUUUUUACAACACGCAGUAUGUGAACAUGUACAACAUAUUUAUGGUGCAGCUUCAGACUAUUCUCCCACCUCAGACAAACAUUCCUGAAGCUUAUGCACAAGGGAGCAAUGAGGAUCAGGCAUUUAUCCAGAACUUGGCAUUGUUUUUCACCUCAUUCUUUAAGUCCCAUAUUCGAGUGUUGGAGGUCUCUCAGGAAAAUAUAAAUGCACUACUAAUGGGUCUUGAUUAUCUCAUCAACAUCUCAUAUGUUGAUGACACUGAGGUUUUUAAGGUAUGCUUGGAUUAUUGGAAUUCUUUAGUUCUGGAUCUCUUUGAAGCACAUCAUAAUGUGGACAACCCUGCAAUGACUGCGGCUCUCAUGGGACUACAGAUGUCAAUGCUUCCUGGUAUGACUGAUGCUUUGGGUGCACAACAGAGUCAGAGGCGUCAACUUUAUGCUGGUCCAAUGUCUAAGUUGAGGUUGCUGAUGAUAUGUCGCAUGGCUAAACCCGAAGAGGUUCUCAUUGUGGAAGAUGAAAAUGGGAACAUUGUCCGUGAAACUAUGAAAGAUAAUGAUGUUCUCGUCCAAUAUAAGAUCAUGAGGGAAACACUGAUCUACCUGUCACAUCUUGAUCAUGAAGAUACAGAAAAGCAGAUGCUGAAGAAACUUUCCAAACAACUAAACGGUGAGGAUUGGUCAUGGAACAAUCUUAAUACAUUAUGUUGGGCAAUUGGAUCGAUAUCUGGGUCAAUGAUGGAGGAGCAAGAGAACAGAUUUCUUGUGAUGGUGAUACGUGACUUGUUAAAUCUCUGUGAAAUCACCAAGGGAAAAGACAACAAAGCAGUAAUUGCCAGUAAUAUAAUGUAUGUGGUUGGGCAAUAUCCACGGUUUUUGAGGGCCCAUUGGAAGUUUUUGAAGACUGUUGUGAACAAGCUCUUUGAAUUCAUGCAUGAAACCCAUCCUGGAGUUCAGGACAUGGCUUGUGACACUUUCUUGAAGAUUGUUCAGAAAUGCAAACGCAAAUUUGUUAUUGUACAGGUUGGAGAGAAUGAGCCAUUUGUGUCAGAACUUCUAACAACUCUUCCUACAACAAUUGUAGAUCUUGAGCCACAUCAGAUCCAUUCCUUUUACGAAUCUGUUGGUCAAAUGAUUCAAGCUGAACCUGAUGCACAGAAGAGGGAUGAAUACUUGACGAGGUUGAUGCAACUUCCUAAUCAGAAAUGGGCCGAGAUUAUAGGGCAGGCACGAUUAAGUGUGGAUUACUUGAAAGAUCAAGAUGUUAUAAGGGUUGUGCUAAACAUUUUACAGACAAAUACGAGUGCUGCCAGCUCACUUGGGACAUACUUCUUGACACAGAUAUCUCUUAUCUUUUUAGACAUGCUUAAUGUGUAUAGAAUGUACAGUGAGCUUAUAUCAACUAGUAUUGCGCAAGGAGGACCAUAUGCAUCUCGGACCUCAAUUGUUAAACUCUUGCGUUCAGUGAAGAGGGAAACUUUAAAGCUCAUUGAGACAUUUUUAGAUAAGGCAGACGAUCAGCCACUUAUAGGAAAGCAAUUUGUGCCCCCUAUGAUGGACUCAGUUCUCGGAGACUACGCUCGGAAUGUUCCUGAUGCAAGAGAAUCUGAAGUUCUAUCUCUUUUUGCAACUAUUAUAAACAAGUAUAAAGGCACAAUGAUAGAAGAUGUUCCACGCAUAUUUGAAGCUGUGUUUCAGUGUACCUUGGAGAUGAUCACUAAAAAUUUUGAAGAUUAUCCUGAACACCGGCUCAAGUUUUUCUCUUUACUGCGUGCAAUAGCUAGCCAUUGUUUUCCUGCUUUAAUUCGGCUGUCAAGUGAGCAACUGAAGCUUGUGAUGGAUUCCAUCAUUUGGGCAUUCCGACACACUGAGAGGAACAUUGCCGAAACUGGGCUUAAUCUCUUGCUUGAGAUGCUGAAAAACUUUCAGGUAUCUGAGUUUUGUAACAAGUUCUACAGAACAUACUUUUUGACCAUCGAGCAAGAAAUAUUUGCUGUUCUCACAGAUACAUUUCACAAACCUGGCUUCAAAUUGCAUGUCUCUGUUCUUCAGCAUUUGUUCUGUGUGGUUGAGUCAGGAUUGUUGACUGAGCCAUUAUGGGAUCCAUCAACAAGUCCUUAUUCCUAUCCUAAUAAUGCAGCGUUUGUAUUGGAGUACACCAUCAAACUUCUUAGUUCAUCUUUCCCUAACAUGACUGCUUCUGAGGUUACUCAAUUUGUCAAUGGACUGUUUAAAUCAACGAAAGAUCCUACAGUGUUCAAGAAUAACAUACGAGACUUCCUUGUGCAAUCAAAAGAAUUCUCAGCUCAGGAUAACAAGGACCUGUAUGCUGAAGAAGCUGCUGCACAGAAAGAGAGAGAGAGACAACGGAUGCUCUCAAUUCCUGGGCUAAUCGCUCCUAAUGAGAUACAAGAUGAGAUGGUGGACUCUUAAAAAAAGCAUCAUUUUCUUCCUUAGCUUAUUUUAGUUAGGUUUUCGGAGUGCCUGCCCUGGACACAUUAUGGUAACUAAAUGCUGUUUGACUUAUUAAAUUUUGUCCUGCUUGUGGGGUAGUAUUUCUUCCUUGUGCAGGGGGUGACUUGUAGACUCCGGGGCAUGGUGCAAAAGGGACAACAAUAGUGAUUUUAUAGCCUCUAAUUGAGAAACAAAGGAUAUGAUAAUUUAUGGUUUACCAGUUUCAGCCUUUGGUAUUGUAAUUCAAUUGUAGGAGAUUGUGGACAUUAGCACCGUAUUCUCAGGCACAUUUGUUGGGUAGCAUGACUUAAAUAGGUUGUGUAUAACGAGAUUUGCCAUUUUAUGAAGAAACCAUUUUUGUUUAUUGGCAGCGAGUGCACCUACAUUUUUUUUGAAUUCACGAAC
This is a messenger RNA of Cuscuta epithymum, 3957 nucleotides long. NCBI's taxonomy places the organism in Eukaryota, Viridiplantae, Streptophyta, Magnoliopsida, Solanales, Convolvulaceae. The record is from the annotation of a GenBank genome assembly.